Saccostrea echinata is the source of this 923-nucleotide messenger RNA. Its product is annotated as microphthalmia-associated transcription factor-like. Gene Ontology annotation, cellular component: nucleus. Lineage: Eukaryota; Metazoa; Mollusca; Bivalvia; Ostreida; Ostreidae. Gene Ontology annotation, molecular function: protein dimerization activity; RNA polymerase II cis-regulatory region sequence-specific DNA binding; DNA-binding transcription factor activity, RNA polymerase II-specific. Gene Ontology annotation, biological process: regulation of transcription by RNA polymerase II. The transcript has 7 exons. The coding region runs from base 18 to 923 and encodes 301 amino acids. The record is from RefSeq and is a predicted model, not a curated record.
UAGGAUAUCAAUAGGCAAUGGCCUCAAUGUUUCAACCAAGCAAGGCAUUAAAGGAAAUUCGAAAACAGUUAAAACAAUUGAAUCAGCAAUACAGAGAAGAAUGUGAAAUUAAAGAGAUGGACAGAAUCUCUGAAAAGAAUAACAACAGUUCAGAGCAGCUUAUUUUGUCAGGUUUUCCCAAAAAGCAAACAACAGAAGAGGAAAAGGACCUUGGUGCAUUGGAAAAUAGAAGCAAGUUGGAUACAUUGCAUUUCCAGACAUUUUUGGAAGAAGCAUGUGAACCUCCUGCUGAUUUAUCUGAGCACGUGGAGUCCGUGAUUACAACAAUGAUAGAGAACUUAGAGAACAGCCCACAGGAAUCAACAUCUCAGGAGCUACAUCAAAUUAAUACAGAUAUGGAAGACGAAGAAGAAUGUAGUAUUGAUCAGGUGGACCACCUAAUCGGUGAUGUCAUAAAUUCAGUCCAGACUGAUUCGUCAUAUGAUGAAGAUCUCCAUUGUAUUGAACAAGCCGUGGCAUGUACAAUAAGCAAAGUCAAUCAAAAAUGUUCUCUCGGAGCUACGGACAAAUCGCUUUUGAAAGACAAUCCUCAAACCGUUACAUUUCUGUCAAAGAAAGAGGAACAAUUGCGGAGGAAAGAGAGAAUUAGAAAAGAUAACCAUAACAUAAUCGAACGAAGGCGAAGAUACAAAAUAAAUGAUAGAAUUCAAGAAUUGGCUGCACUUUUACCGCCAACAGUUCAUCCAGCAAUGAAACUGCAUAAAGGAUCAAUUCUGAAAGCAUCAGUGGAUUACAUAAAAGAAUUGAAAAAAGACACAUCUAGGCUCAUUUUAGUUGAAUCCAAACGUAAGGCAAUGGACACAAAGUACCACAAAAUGUUGUUAAAACUCUUUAAUGGAAAGAACGGCAAGUGGAAUACUUGA